AUGAUCUCAAAUGAUCUGACUUAUGAUUGGACUCCGAGUCCAACCGGUCGUGAAUUCCCCAUCCGAGGCUUGUCGGCCUUGGAGCUGUCUGCCAUUGAUGCCGUCUUGUUCCACCACCCGUCAGCCAGAGUGGUUCUGCUGUUGGUGGGGGUGCAGGCUGAGGUUGGACAUAUCCUGGAUCCGUAUUGGAAGGAUGGUUACUGCGUGGUUCUCUUCCCCUUGAGAAUCGACUUGGUGAUGACGUUGGUCUAUCGGGUCGUCUCACCCAUGGAGAGGUAUGGCCUUUCAGACCACGCACUACAGGAGCUGCUGGGGCGCGUGGGGGUCGAGCCAGGGCAAGGUUUGGCCUUCUCAGUCAAUGCGGGGUUGCUGGCUUUGCAGCUGCUCUUUGGCGGCGUCAGCCUCAGCAUGGACAUGCUUUUGCUGAAUGCCUUCGAUUCGUGGCUCCCGGCACCCUUGUCCUUGACACGUGCAGCUGUCUUCCUGGAGAGGACCUUGGAGCCAGACGUGGCUCCUCCUCCGGACGUCCUUGAAGAGGAGGACUUUGACAAGUCUUGGACGCCUCGUUCGCACACCGAUCGCGGCGACAGCCUCACCACGGUGAUUGCCUCCUAUGCAGCUCCACGGUCUCUCCCCAAAGGCUGUGACUUCGGAAAGCAGGCCAUGCAACUCUGGAUUGCUAGCUACGCGCAGACGGGUGCAAUUCAGGCAUUGGACCCUAUUGUGACCAGACUGUUCAAGACUUACGUCCGCUCACGGGUGACUCCACCGACUGAUGACAGCUGCGAAGUGGUGCUUUUGCCUGGCUGGGCGUUGGCUGAGCCCCACUUCCCCGAUGGCUUCCGCUACUAUGGCCGCCGCGGCUCCGAGGAUGAACUGGAGGACCGGCCCCACUACCACAGCCAGCUCUACUCCGCCCGCGCCCACAAGGAGCGUGCCGAUUGGUCGCUGAUCCGGUCCCUGAAGAUGUUCUUGCCGCUGGAUUAUGGGCCCCCCUCGGCCCGGAAUGUGCUGCCGCGCAGCAUCGUCGACCUCACGCGGCGGAUGCUCUCCCUGCGCUUGGGCCCCUUCGAUGUGGGGCCUAUGCGAUUUGGUGUGGCGGAGGGAGGUGUCUCAGGGCGACGCUGGCGGGCGCCCGUGGACUCGUUGGAUGCCUUGCAGAACUCGAUGAUUGAGAGCUUCGACCUUGGGAAGCCGAAGUUGUUGCCACGGGAGGCCGCUCUCCCUGGCGAGGUAGGGGGCUAUCGCACCUUCCGCGAUGUCCGUGUGGUUGGCCCCUCCAGCUGUGGUGCGCGAACUGUGAAGGUGACCAUUGAGGGGCCGACGAUCCGGUUCUUUUGCCGAAGGGCUGCACGCGUCGAGGGGGGUGCAGGAGACUCGGAUGCCCCGGAACGAGGGGCAUGUCGGCAGGCCCUGUCUGUGGACAAGGCGAGCUUCAGACUCACCGGGGCGCCUGCACGAGUCAAUGCUGCUUUGUCACUCCUGGCCUUUGAUCCCCGGCCGGGCCGAUGGUCCCUGCCGGAGGGGCGGCUGAACGAGACCGAGCUGAAAGCUCAUUAUGCGAACCUGAGCUUCAGCUUGGAGGAGACUUGCUCUUCGCAGGUGAACUUGACAAUGGAAGCCUUGCUUGACGAUGUGGAGGAGCAUGUGACGGUGGCGGCCCACUCGGCGUCUCGUUGUGAUUUGCUCGAGCGCUUGGGCCUGUCCUUCCGGCUGAUCUACCGGCGCUUGCCCAUACUGGUGACCUGUGAGUGUGCUGAGGAGGCAGAGUGCCAUCAGCUGCUGCAGAGGCCGCAUCCCAGCAUCCCCGCCAUGCAGGUGGUAGACGUGCCCUUUGAUUUCGGGCUCUCGCGGGGUAAGAAGCUGCUGGUGUCCAGAGUCGAGACGGAGUUCAUCCUCGUAUUGGAUGAUGAUUUUGUGAGAUCACCACUCUCUUGCUUGGAGUGCAUGCUGUGGCACAUGAGGAGUCAGCUGCAUUCGCUCACCUUGCCAUUCGACCUUUUGGGCUUCCCGAUCCUCGAGGACGAGCGGAACUUUGGCGCCUUCCGCGGCCGGCUGCGGCCCACGAAGAACCGGCUCUUCUUGGAGCCCAUCGUGGCCGAUGCCACGGCUGAUGGCUGCACACGGGUGGGGAUCCACCCCAUGGCCUUCUUGGGGCGCACGAGGCGGCUGCAGAGCUUCAAGUUCCAGGACAACCUGCGAGUGGGAGAGCACGAGCAGUUCUUCUAUUCCAACAAGUACUUGGGCCUACAGGCUGCAGUUUGCUUCGACUCGACAUUCCCUCACUUCCGGGUGAAGAUGAAGGGGGCUUACCAAAAGCGGCGUGAACGAAUGCAAGAGCUGAUGACACAGGAGUUCAGCAAGAUUGGUUUCCCAAGCAUGAUGUACUUGCUCCAGAAAUAUGAUACUUUGAGUGGCUUAGACCAUUCCGAGUUCAUCUCGAAAGAUGUGCCUCCAUGGCAUAUUUCUGAUGAUACCUGUGGUCCUCAAGCAGAUCCUCCCGUGGAAUUCGGAAUGUUCUUCGCGGCGAUCUUUUCCUCGGCGUCGGAGCGCAGCGCUUGGUUCCGCCGGAUUUUGCGGGGCGAGGAGGAAUCGAAUGUGUGGCUGCCCAAGUUGGCCGAUGUGGCGGCGGUGAAUUGGGCCUUCCUCUUGGAUGAAAGUGCUGCAGCUGUCAGCAGCAUCAUGGAGGAGGAGUCCGAGUUUGGCGAUUUGGUCUUCGUCCCAACCACCCAGGGCCUUCGGUGGCCGAGCGCUGAGCAGCUCCGAUGGACCUUUGCAUUCUUGCAGCGCUUCCAGUUUCGCUGGCUGCUGCUGGUUGAAGAGGCCACCUUCGUGAAUGCGGGCGUGCUUUUCAACGUACUCUCCAGGGUGGAGCAGGCCUGGGAGAAUGCUGCGAGCCGCACCGUGCUGGGCGGCUGGACCGCUGCAGGGUUGUCGCCAGAGUUUGUGGUUCUGACGCAGGAUGUGCUCCAUCUCUUGGGCUCCAAGCGGCUGGUCCGCUGGUGGCGCACUUCGUUUGAGAACUAUGGGGAGGCGCUGGAGGCCUGGCUGGCGCCAUUGGCUGUGCAGCGGGAGGCGAUGCCGGGAGUCUACACAGGUCGCAGUGGCGUGUGCCCCGCGGAUGCUGCGGUGCUGAACCCUGUGGAGCCAAACGACUUGCUGCUGCUCAGCGAGGCCGCUGCGGAAGGUCAGCCCUGCGAAGUACUACAAGGCUUGCAGGCCUAG
Durusdinium trenchii is the source of this 3225-nucleotide messenger RNA. NCBI's taxonomy places the organism in Eukaryota, Dinophyceae, Suessiales, Symbiodiniaceae. The record is from the annotation of a GenBank genome assembly.